Cadophora gregata is the source of this 1851-nucleotide messenger RNA. RefSeq names its product DnaJ- protein scj1, variant 2 (gene SCJ1). The record is from RefSeq and is a predicted model, not a curated record. Gene Ontology annotation, cellular component: cytoplasm. Gene Ontology annotation, biological process: protein refolding. The coding region runs from base 607 to 1536 and encodes 309 amino acids. The transcript has 2 exons. Lineage: Eukaryota; Fungi; Ascomycota; Leotiomycetes; Helotiales; Ploettnerulaceae. Gene Ontology annotation, molecular function: Hsp70 protein binding.
AUCCAACUGCCCGCCAAAUAAAUCUGGCCCAUUCCGCUCCGGUGCAGCACCUUUUGUCAGAACCCAUUGUUGAGACACCUCCACAUUCACUUCACAUAAUCCCAGGUCUAGGAGUUUGUCUGUUCUUUCUGAUGCUUGAACCUGUUUCUUCAAUUGCAAUUUGUUGAAGCUCUAGGCUUUUUUAGGAGCAGGCGCAAGGAGGCGCAAAGAUGUGGUUCCCUUCAACCUCCCUCUUGCUGCUAUGCAUAUUCUGCAUAAUACAAGUAGCUGUCUGCACGGAGGACUUUUACAAGCUUCUUGGGAUUGAUAAGCACGCCUCUGACAAAGAUAUCAAGCGUGCAUACCGAGUGCUGAGCAAGAAAUACCACCCCGAUAAGAAUCCGUACAACUUCCUUUACAUCAGGCUACUCAGGCUAUACCAUUGCAACCCUCACUAACACCACGAACAGUGGAAAUGAGAGCGCGAAGCAGAAAUUCGUCGAAGUCGCGGAAGCCUACGAAGCUCUCUCCGACCCCGAAUCCCGCAAAGUCUACGAUCAAUAUGGACAUGAAGGCCUGAAACAACGGCAGCAGGGCCAAGGAGGCGGCCACCAUGAUCCAUUCGACAUGUUCUCGAGGUUCUUCGGUGGAGGUGGACACUUUGGACACCAGCAAGGGCAGAGACGAGGCCCAGACAUGGAAGUCAGAGUCGGAGUUCCUUUGAAAGAUUUCUAUAAUGGCCAUACAACCGAGUUCCAAUUAGAGAAGCAGCAGAUCUGCGACGAGUGCGAUGGGACCGGAAGUGAAGAUGGACAGGUCGAUACUUGCAAUGUGUGCCAUGGUCAUGGUGUGCAGAUCAAGAAGCACAUGCUUGCGCCAGGAAUCUUCCAACAGGUGCAAGUUUCUUGCGAUGCUUGUGGAGGACAGGGCAAGACGAUCAAGCAUAAAUGUCCAGUUUGCAGUGGCCACAGGGUUGUACGGAAGGUUGUCACACAUCCAUUGGUAGUUGACAAGGGAGCCCCAAAGGGACACCGGAUCAACUAUGAGAACGAGGCAGAUGAGAGCCCGGAUUAUGUGGCGGGCGACUUGCGCGUGACGCUCGUUGAGAAGGAGGCGAACUUGGACGAGGAUAACGAGUUGCGAGUCGACGGAACAUUCUUUAGACGCAAGGGCGAUGAUUUAUACUGGAGAGAAGUCCUUUCGCUCAGAGAGGCAUGGAUGGGACACUGGACGCGCAACCUGACCCAUCUCGACGGACAUGUCGUAGCGCUCUCCCGCAAACGUGGGGAGCCCAUCCAACCCGGACAAAUCGAGCGUGUAAAGGGCGAAGGAAUGCCAAAAUGGCACGAGGACGGCGACAGCGUGUACCACACAACAGAAUUCGGCGACCUGAUUGUCGAAUAUCAAGUCAUAUUACCAGAUCAGAUGGAAAAGGGCAUGGAGAAGGAUUUCUGGGCAUUGUGGGAGAAGUGGAGGAAGAAGAAUGGCGUAGAUCUGCAGGCUGAUAGUGAGAGGCCGCAUGGACCCGUUUCCCAGAAUGGGAAGGAUGAAUUGUGAUAUAUGUACCAUUAGAGUAGAUGGUGACUUCUCUACCAAUUUAGAGCGUUUCUUGGCUUACAUCUUGCUUCUUGAUGUUAUGUGAGCAGGGCGCGAAGCCAAACCAGGAGUAGAUGUUCUACGGGUUAUGAGAUGACCCACAUUGGCGAGCAGACCCCAGCAAAAUGGAAAUUCAACGAUCAUUGAAAGACAACAUGCUUCUGCAUUAAUCCACGUUGGUUGUGUUGGGUAACCACAGGACUAUGGAGGCCGGACCAUGUUCUGAAUGAAUAAGAAAAUAUUGAGUUUCCGUUCCACCCGUUUAACAUUCGCAAG